Messenger RNA from Punica granatum (pomegranate), 2026 nucleotides. Lineage: Eukaryota; Viridiplantae; Streptophyta; Magnoliopsida; Myrtales; Lythraceae. The record is from RefSeq and is a predicted model, not a curated record.
GCCCAACAACUCUGUCCACUGACCUCAAAAGACGGGUAGAACCGUAGAGGGAGAGAGAGUGUGAGUGAGAGAUUCCAUAGCUGAUCAGCUUCAGCCCCAAAUGGCCGAGAUCGACCGCCGGAGCGGCUUCCACAGCCCCGACGCCACCUUCUACAGCAAGCGCCGCCCCAUCCCCUUGCCCCCCAACCCUUCCCUCGACGUCGCUACCUUCAUCUCCUCCCGCGCCCACCACGGAAGCGCUGCCCCCGCCUUCAUCGAUGCCGCCACCGGCCGCCAGCUCACCUUCCCCGAACUCUUCCGCUCCGUCGAAUCCCUCUCCGCCGCGCUCUCUUCCAUGGGCAUCCGGAAGGGCGACGUCGUCCUCCUCCUCUCCCCCAACUCCAUCUUCUUCCCCAUCAUCUGCCUCUCCGUCUUGUCCCUCGGGGCAAUCAUCACAACCACCAACCCCCUCAACACCACCAGGGAGAUAGCGAAGCAGGCCGCCGACUCACGGCCUGUUCUGGCCUUCACGACCCAGCAGCUUGCCCCGAAGCUGGCCGAGCUGGGCCUCCCCGUGGUGCUUAUAGACAGCGAAGAGCUCGCGCCCGGCUCAGCUGCCGGGCAGAUGAGGAUCGCGGGGACCCUCGAGAAGAUGAUGAGGACGGCGACGGGCGCGAAGCGGGUCCGGGACCGAAUCGAUCAGAACGACAUGGCCACCCUCCUCUACUCGUCCGGCACUACCGGCGCCAGCAAAGGCGUGGUGUCGUCCCACCGGAACCUGAUAGCUAUGGUCCAGACGGUGAUAAGCCGGUUCAAUCUGGACCAUACUGAUUCGCACCGGUUCAUCUGCACCGUCCCGAUGUUCCACAUCUACGGCCUCGCGGCCUUCGCCACCGGCAUCCUCGCCGCCGGCUCCACCGUCAUCGUCCUCUCCAAGUUCGACCUCCACGAGAUGCUCUCCUCCAUCGAGAAGUACAGGGCCACGUACCUCCCCCUCGUGCCGCCCAUCCUCAUCGCGCUGGUGAACGGCGCCAGUCAGAUCCGGUCGAAGUACGACCUGAGCUCCCUCCAGUCGGUCCUCUCCGGCGGAGCUCCGCUGAGCAAGGAGGUGACCGAGGGGUUCCUGGAGAAGUACCCGCGGGUGACGAUCCUGCAAGGGUACGGCCUGACGGAGUCGACAGGGAUGGGGGCGUCAACCGACACGCUGGAGGAGAGCCGCCGGUACGGCACGGCGGGGAUGCUAUCGCCGUCCAUGGAGGCGAAGGUGGUGGACCCGGAGACCGGGGCGGCCCUCGGCGUGAACCAGACGGGAGAGCUCUGGCUGAAGGGGCCCACCAUUAUGAAAGGUUAUUUUGGCAAUGUGGAAGCGACUGCAUCAACCCUCAACUCUGAAGGGUGGCUCCGAACGGGAGAUCUUUGCUACAUUGACGAGGAUGGCUUUAUAUUCGUGGUCGACCGGCUGAAGGAGUUGAUCAAAUACAAGGGAUACCAGGUUCCCCCUGCGGAGCUAGAGUCGCUGUUGCUUACUCAUCCCGACAUUGCAGAUGCUGCUGUUAUCCCGUUUCCCGAUAAGGAGGUUGGGCAGUACCCCAUGGCUUAUGUUGUGAGGAAAGGCGGGUCAGGGCUCACAGAUAGAGCAGUCAUGGACUUUGUCACAAAACAGGUUGCACCGUACAAGAGGAUUCGGAGAGUGGCAUUUGUCGAUUCAAUACCGAAGAAUCCAUCGGGGAAGAUUCUUAGGAAGGAUCUCAUACAGUUGGCAACGUCCAAGCUCUAGAUUACUAUAGAAGGCCAAAUGAGAGAGGGCGGUUUCAUUAUUUUGCUCUAAUUUCGGAAGAUGGCAGAUCCUUGCUUGUCGCUGCGAUUGGAGUAACUUGUACUUGUUUUUCUGCAGUCUGCUUAUUGUGUAUGUUUGUACGUGCUUAUUGUGUAGUUAUGAAAACAUAGCUCAUAACUCUGUCCCUUCCGAGUUGUCCCGAUAACACUGUUCAUCUCAGGGAUACGUGCUUAUUGUGUAGUUAUGAAAACAUAACUCAUAACUCUGUCC